Brienomyrus brachyistius is the source of this 9116-nucleotide messenger RNA. RefSeq names its product protein unc-13 homolog B-like. Lineage: Eukaryota; Metazoa; Chordata; Actinopteri; Osteoglossiformes; Mormyridae. Gene Ontology annotation, cellular component: terminal bouton; presynaptic membrane; plasma membrane. The record is from RefSeq and is a predicted model, not a curated record. Gene Ontology annotation, molecular function: diacylglycerol binding; calcium ion binding; calmodulin binding. Gene Ontology annotation, biological process: synaptic vesicle priming; synaptic transmission, glutamatergic; presynaptic dense core vesicle exocytosis. The transcript has 38 exons. The coding region runs from base 485 to 6685 and encodes 2066 amino acids.
GAGAGAGAGAGAGAGAGGGAGGCAAAAGAACGAGAGAGCAGCAAAAAGAGAGAGAUGUAGAGGGAGGGUGAGACCUGCUACAUGUCUGAUGCAGGACGUAGUUUGCUUUCUGCAUGAAAAGAGUGGCUUCUUGCACCUCAGCCAGCAUUUUUUCAGUUGGCAGUCUAAGGAUUGCUUGCCACUUGCCUUUACUGACCAUGCUGAUGGAGAAAAUGUGAAAGAGAGGCUUUUUCAUUUUACCUGCAUUUCCAUACAAGGCACCAUGGCAUUGUUGCUUAUGAGGAUAUAGUAAAGUUUUCUUAUAAACUUUAUUCAAUUAGGUGAAUUUAUUAUGAUUGUUUUGCCAUCAUGAGCCAUCAGCCAGGGUUGGCCUCCAAAAGCUGUAAUCUGCACCCUAACCAUGAAUUUUUUGCACAAAUCAUUAAAAUACUAAGAGCAAGGAUGCAGAUGUGUAUUUGAGAGUGGCAGAGAAGCACAUGGUCCAAUGUUUGAAGGGAUGUUCUCCAGGACCGACCUCAAUGGACAGGAUGGUGCGUGUAUCACUCAACAGUCUGAGGGACGUGCUUUCAAUACAAGUGGCACGCAGAAUCUCAAAGCAACCCAGGAUCACUGGAGCAAGCAUCACAUCAAGGAAGUGGAGAAAGAUACUGAACCGGACUUCACAUUAUUAAAUGCACAGACUGAGAAAAACACUGGGGUGGUCCUCACCGGUGCUCAGUUUUGUUCUCUACAAGGUUCCAAAGAUCAGGGCCUGGGAACUCUUAGAAGGUCUUGUGUAGGGAUCGAGGGUCGGGUUAUGGAGAACUAUAAUAAGAUUCCUUGUUUUGUGCACAAUAAUGGACCGAAAGUAGAUCAUGCUUUUUCUGACUCAGUCAGUUCUGGUUUUCCUGGAGCCAAAGGUGAAAGAUGGGCUCAGAGGGAUGGAAACACCUUUCUCUGUGCAGGUCAUGCUCCGGUCUGCUCCAUUAAUAAUGAUAAAAUAGUCACAGUGAAGGAAGAAGGGAAGUGUGAGAAUGAGGAAGAGUCUAGUGCCAUCAUUGAGCACAUACUAAAAGAAUUACGCGGCAUAAAUAAGAUCCAGGAAGAGAUUUCAGAUCUGCGUGAGUAUCUCACAUCAGUAUGGGGUUCUGUUGAUGAAAUAUCUAGCUGCGUAGAUGCAGUUCUGAUGGAAAUUGAGGGACUCCGUUCAGGAUCAAGCAUAGGGGCGGGGAGUAGUGGAGAAAGCUCCAUACCCCAAAAACCCAAUACCCAAAUCGGUUUUGAGGUACAGGGAUCAUGUCAUGCAAUAACACAGGAGCUCAUAAAACUGCAAUCACAGUUUAGUGAAAGGACUGAACAUUCAAAGAGUUCAUCAACAGAAGGUAACUGGUCAGAACCUGCUGGGUCUACGUUUCGGACUUCCUCUGAUGGUUAUAACUUGAUCAAGAUUCCUGAUCAAGAUUCUUCAGAAAAAGCAUCGGAGUUACCAUCUUACUCCCUGUCUAGAAAAGUCAGCUUUAGUUUUCUAGAAUUUCAAGAAGGCCAGAAAUGCCCGAGCACCAGUUCCCUCUCUUCAAGCCAUAGCUCAAAGUCAAAUGAAUAUCACAAAGGGAAACACCAUGUAUCUACCAUGAAACCUGACGACUGGGGAACUGUGGGCCCACAGCGCAGUGUAAUUAAGAAGACAGAAGGUGACCUUCAACUUUCUUUUCCUCAAAAGAAUAUUACAGAACAAGGGGAGAAUCUUGGAGAAAUGGAUACGUGUAAACAAUGUAAGUUCACAGAUCCCGAGAGCCCCACAGAUCAGUCAUCAGUAUAUAGUCCUGAAUAUCUUGUGUUUGAGAAUGAUCGUCACUAUAAUACCCCUGCUGAUUCUCCCAGAUCAGCAAAUUGGCAGGCACUCGGAUAUCUACACCACAACAAUCGGGCAUCCACUGGCAUGCAGACAGCAAGCUGUAGUUUUGAAUAUGAUUACACUGACAGCUAUAUGUACUCUCCUACUUCUGGCUACCAUUAUCUAGAGACUUACAAUCAAGUAUGUGUGACUGAGCCCCCCAGAAUCCCCAAUCACAACUCGAGCAUUGUAGAGUGUGCCGAUUGCCGUGAUUGUGAUCUUACAACUGAUGAUCUGGAAUUGGGUAUGGGAGAAACUGUGAACCAAGAGUGGGAAAGACAGUCACAUGCUAUUAACACAGAUGAGGCAGCCUUACAAGGAGAGGAGGAAGAAGAAAGUGUCAACUUCCUUCCUAGUCUAAAGAAUGAGGAUGAGGAGGCUGAUAUAGGAUUCAAUGUGAAAAGGUUUGGAAAAGUGGUGCUAGAUUUCAAAAGUGCCGUUCGCUGUGCUCUACAUAAACUGGAGACCACAGGUCCUCAGUUCUCUGAGGAGGAAAUUGAAAGCAAACUAUCCAUAAGUCCAUGUAGAAGCCUGACAGAAAUAGACAGCACAGAAAGUAUCCGAGAGGAGGAGGGAAAUAGCUCCAUAGAACACCUUCUAGAGAUGGGCGGUGAAGCCUGUCAUAUGGAUGCAAAGCCAAGCCAGCUGGAUUCCCUGGAGGAGUGCCCUCAUACAUGCAGGACACAGUUUGGUCUCCAGGGCUCUUCAGGUACUCUUAUCUCUCAUGAAAUCAACACCAACAAGCUGGAAGGUGCAGGAGAAGCCCAGGCCACUGAGGAACAGAACUCCACCACAGCAAACCUGUCUGAGCUCUGCACUUGCGAUACAGAAGUCAGCCUGCAGGAGGCGCGGCGUCUCAAAUGCAUCAGUAACUUCCAGAAGAUCCUGAAGGAGAAGAGGCAGAUGCAGCAGAACCUUUCAAGGAUGACCAUGCACACCUUUUCUCAGGAGGAGAGCUUUCCAGAAGGCAGUAGAGGAGUUGUCCAGCAGAACCGUGAAGGUAAUGGCGACAUCAGCAAACACCCGUGGGUCAAGUCUAGUGGAGGGGAUAACUUUGGGAUUGACAGCAUGCCUGAUCUACGGAAGAAAAGGCCCAUCCCACUGGUCAGCGACUUGUCCCUUGUCCAGUCCAGGAAGGCUGGUAUCACCUCUGCCCUGGCCACAAGGACCUCCCUGAAGGAUGAGGACCUGAAGAACCAUGUCUACAAGAAGACUCUGCAGGCUCUCAUAUACCCCAUCUCCUGCACCACCCCCCACAACUUUGAGGUGUGGACGGCCACCACACCCACCUACUGCUACGAGUGUGAGGGGCUGUUGUGGGGCAUUGCACGGCAGGGCUUGAAGUGCUCGGAGUGUGGUGUGAAGUGCCACGAGAAAUGCCAGGACCUGCUCAAUGCGGACUGUCUGCAACGUGCAGCAGAGAAAAGUUCCAAAAUGGGAGCUGAGGAUCGCACCCAGAGCAUCAUAAUGGCCAUGAAAGACCGCAUGAAAAUCCGUGAGCGAAACAAACCGGAGAUCUUUGAGGAAAUCCGAGAUGUGUUUGGUGUUAGCAAACUUUCCCAUGCCCAGCAAAUGAAGGCUGUCAAGCAGAGUGUGCUGGACGGCACCUCAAAGUGGUCAGCCAAGAUCACAAUCACCGUGGUGUCUGCUCAGGGUCUGCAGGCCAAAGACCGAACGGGUUCGAGUGAUCCCUACGUAACAGUGCAGGUGGGGAAGACUAAGAAGCGGACCAGGACUAUUUAUGGAAACCUUAACCCAGUCUGGGAGGAAAAGUUUAACUUCGAAUGUCACAACUCCUCAGACCGGAUCAAGGUCCGUGUGUGGGAUGAAGAUGAUGACAUCAAGUCUAGAGUGAAGCAACGACUGAAGCGAGAGUCUGACGACUUCCUGGGACAGAGCAUCAUCGAGGUCCGCACUUUAUGUGGAGAGAUGGAUGUCUGGUACAACCUGGAGAAAAGAACAGACAAGUCGGCCGUGUCGGGAGCCAUCCGGCUGCAGAUCAAUGUGGAGAUUAAAGGAGAGGAGAAGGUGGCUUCCUACCAUGUUCAAUACACUUGUCUACAUGAGAAUAUAUUCCACCACUGCACUGCUGUCGAGGGCCAGGGUAUGGUCAAGAUUCCGGAUGCGCAUGGAGAUGAUGCCUGGAAGGUGUAUUUCGAUGAGGUGGCUCAAGAGAUCGUGGACGAGUUUGCGAUUCGUUACGGCAUAGAGUCUAUAUACCAAGCUAUGACACAUUAUGCUUGCUUAUCAUCCAAGUACAUGCUAUCCGGUGUGCCUGCAGUGAUGAGCACACUGCUGGCCAACAUAAAUGCCUUCUAUGCCCACCCCACAGCCCCCACCAAUGUAUCAGCCUGUGACCGAUUCGCUGCCUCCAACUUUGGGAAAGACCGGUUUGUCAAGCUUCUGGAUCAGCUGCACAAUUCUCUUCGUAUUGACCUCUCAGCUUACCGUAAUAAUUUCCCUGUUAGCAGUAAGGAACGCCUGAAAGACUUGAAGUCCACAGUUGAUCUUCUGACCAGCAUAGCCUUCUUCAGGCUGAAGGUGCUUGAGCUGCAAAGCCCACCGCGAGCCGGGCAGGUGGUAAAGGACUGUGUAAAAGCUUGCCUUAACUCCACCUAUGAGUACAUCUUCAAUAACUGCCAAGAACUCUACAGUCGCGAGUAUCAGACCCCAAUGGACCCGAAGAAAGAAGAAGAGACAGUAGAAGAGCAGGGCCCCAGCAUCAAGAACCUGGACUUCUGGCCAAAACUCAUAACCUUGAUCGUGUCCAUCAUUGAAGAGGAUAGGAACACUUAUACUCCAGUGCUCAAUCAGUUUCCUCAGGAACUAAAUGUUGGGAAAGUCAGUGCAGAAGUUUUAUGGACGCUGUUUGCCCAGGACAUGAAGUAUGCCAUGGAAGUUCUGGAUAGCAUUGACCAUUACCAUUGGAAAAACGCCCCAGCCACAUGCCGCAUACGUAAACAAGAAUUUUAUGCUGAGCAUGAAAAGCACAAGCUGUGCAAAAGUGCUGACUACAUGAACCUGCACUUCAAGGUGAAGUGGCUGUACAACGAGUAUGUGAAAGGCCUGUCAGCUUUCCAAGGCAUUGUCCCAGAUUACCCAUCGUGGUUCUUGCCCUUUGUGUUGCAGUGGCUGGCCGAGAAUGAAGUUGUGUCCGUGGAUUUUAUGCAUGGGGCUCUAGAGAGGGACAAGAGGGAGGGAUUCCAGAAGACUUCAGAGCAUGCCUUGUUCUCCUGUUCUGUGGUGGACAUUUUCACGCAACUCAAUCAGAGCUUUGAAAUUAUAAAAAAAUUAGACUGUCCAGAUUCCACAGUUGUGGCGCACUAUAACAGACAUUUCUCCAGGACCAUAAGUAAAGUGCUGCUACAAUAUUGCGAAGUCCUCAGCAAGAGCUUCCCCUCCUACUGUGACAAGGAGAAGAUUCCCUGCAUUCUUAUGAACAAUGUCCAGCAGCUGCGAGUCCUCCUAGAGAAGAUGUUUGAAAGUAUGGGCGGCCAACAGUUCACUGCAGAGGAGUUAGGGUUGGAGGACGAAGAGGAACCAGAGGGAUUUGAUGAAGAGGGUGUCUGUCAUGAUGAAGGAAAUAGUGGCAUGUUGGACCCAGAAGCUAGUGACUUGCUGACCAAUCUGCAGGUGAAGUUGAGCAAUGUGCUGGAUGACCUGAGUAUUAUAUUUGUGAACAGUUUCCAGAGCCAGAUCAAUGGGUGUAUAAGGCAGAUGGCAGAGCUGUUGUAUCAAGUGAAGGGUCCUCCUAAUGUCUCCAGCAUGGUGGAGGCCGACUCUGACCACAUUCUGCGACCUCUCAUGGAGUUCCUGGAUAGCAACCUCAUGGUAUUUGCUGCCGAGUGUGACAAAACCGUGCUGAAGAGAGUCCUGAAAGACCUUUGGAGGACUGUCGUGACCGGCCUGGAGAAGAUUAUUGUGCUGCCACAGAGCAAUGACAGCAUUGGUGCUCAGAUCCUCAGCGCUGCCAAGGAGCUUGGACAGUUCUCAAAGCUGAAGGGUUCAACUGAAGCCAAAACGCUGUCCCCAAAGCAGUGUGCUGUAAUGGAUGUCACACUUGAGACCAUCAAGCAAUAUUUCCAUGCGGGUGGAAAUGGGUUGAAGAAGGCCUUCCUGGAGAAGAGCACUGAGCUGUCCUCCUUACGCUAUGCUUUGUCCCUCUACACACAGCCAACGGACGCUCUAAUACAAACCUUUGUUACCACACAACACACCCAGGUACAUAAUGGAAUGGGCAUCAGGAUUACAGUCAAUGACAAAGUAUGGUCUGAUCCGGGGCCAGGGGUGGAACGGGCAGUUGGUGAGCUGUCCAUGCAGGUGGAUAUUGCAACUGGUCCCAAGGAACAAAAGGUCACAGUGAAAGUUCUCGCAGUGAAUGACCUGAAGUGGCAGACCACUGGAAUGUUCCGACCCUUUGUGGACGUGACAAUCAUCGGCCCCCAUAUCAGUGAGAGGAAACGCAAGUUCACAACCAAGUCCAAGAACAACAGCUGGUCACCAAAGUAUAACGAGUCCUUUCUCUUCACUCUGGGAAAUGAAGUACGUUUGGACUGUUACGAGUUACAGGUGUGCGUGAAGGACUACUGCUUUGGUCGGGCAGACCGGGUCGUGGGCAUUGCUGUCGUACAGCUGCGGGAUGUGGCUGACAGACGCAGUUGCAUCUGCUGGUGCCCUCUGGGCUGUCGGAUACAGACAGACGAGACAGGCCUGACAGUUCUGCGGAUCCUCUCUCAGCGAUCCAACGAUGAGGUGGCCAAGGAGUUUGUCAGGCUCAAAGCGGAGACACGCUCAGCUGAGGAAGGCAGAUGAAGAAGGAAGGUGGAGGUUAUUUACAUAGGCUAGGCACCACAUCUGGGCUAGUACACGGUGAAUGACAGGACUUUUUUCCACAUCCCCCUGCUGGUCUCAGUUUGUCUAAGAAGGGAAGGGAUUAUGGGUAAAAGCUUUUGCAGGUGGAAUUCCUCCCACCUGGCCAUGUUUGCCUUACUCUCAUUUUUCACUCUUUCUGAAGUAACAAAGUGGAAGCUCACAGUGAAAGCUGAGAUGAACCUUAUGGCACAUUUCCACUGCCACCAGGAACCGAGCCGUACCCGAUCUGUUCCUCGAACUGAUGGUGUUCGAUUGCAAAGUAUGUGAGCCGUACCUGAGCCAUACCUGCCCUGUACUGUACCUGUGCUGACAUGGCCCUGCUCAGCGUGAUCAAACCCGGCUAGUUGCGUCAGCACCUCUCAUGGGUUGAAAGCACGGAGAUACCAGUUAUCUGCGUCGAUAAGGAUGGUCUAUCUGAAGGAAAAAAACUGCAUAUUUUAUAUAUUAAUUAUUUGUAGUGUCACACAUUGCAGUGUAUUAAUGCAUUCCUGAUACUUUGAAACUUUCCAACCUCUGACUUUAAAAAGUACUGUAGAACAGCUGAAUGGAAUGGAUUCUUAAAGAAAACUUACACAGAGUGAUUGCUAAUUCUGUUAGCAUUUGACGCUAGCAUAACACAGCAAUUCUCAUAGACGUUCUAGUGAAAAUUAGCAAACGGUAAACAACAAAAAAAGGGAGAAACAUUUGUACAUAGAAAGUCUUAAUGUACACCGUGCGGACAGUAUAUGUGCGGCUCUUCGGUUUUGCGUCACAGUCGCUCUCCAAACCCAGCAACAUCUUCACCAAGCCGACCCUUCGGCAGUGGAGCAUCGAAGCGAGCUGGAACCGCGAUGUAACUAGUCUCUCUUUGCGGCACAGCUUGGGCCAGUUCCAGUGUGCCAGUGGAAAAGUGCCAUUAGAGUCAUGGCCCCUGUAACAGUUUCCCUGGUUUGUUGGGAACUGCAUCUUCUCCUCCUACGUCUCUCAUACAAACACACGCCUAUCUGGGGUGUUUGUCAGAGCCUGUGAAAUCAACAUAGCCCCCAUUAUGCAGCAGCUGAUGUUAUAUCACACUUAUUUUUUACUUAGCAGACACUGUAUAAAUGGGGGUCCGAGGGCGGGGUCAGUCGAUGUCCUGGCAGCAAUUGGAGCUAAGGGCCCAGUAGUAACGUAACUCUGCCAACCACGGGAUUUCAGCUAGCGACUUUACAGUCAUGGGCACAGAGUCCUUACCCACUGAGGCUCUCAGUUCCCCAAAAUACAUACAGUUUUUAAUCAUUGUCCAUGAGAGUAACAUCAAAGGCCACAUUCCUCAUCACAAACGUGAGUGUGAUGCGUGUUCUGCACAUCAGCAAGAGAAAACCCUAUACACACAUAUAGUACAUGAAUGUGAUGUGAAUAUAUUAUUUAUAGGGUAUGUAAAUUACUACAACACAAAGAAUUUGGAUUGCCAGGAAAUGAGUGUCUAUAUUCAUCAUCCAGACAGUUUUAUAUCAUUGACCAAGUGUUACAAGACCUCUACUGGUGUACAUUACAGUGUAUACAUUAUGGAAGGACAGGCGGAUGGAUGGAUGGACGGACGGAUGGAUGGAUGGAUGGACGGACGGAUGGAUGGAUGCUUUUAAUCCCCCCCCCCCAUGUCUUCCUGUUUCUAGGGUAUGUGUGAGUCCAUUUUGGACAGCAAUCAUAAAAGGUUCUCAGAAGUAUAAUUUCUGAACUUUUCUGAUUAAGGAAAAUAUUGUUAUUUCCAUUACUGAUAUUGUUAGGAAUAUUUAUUGACAAGAAUGUCUCCUCAUAGUUUAUGCGGUAUGCAUUAUGUAUGUUCUUGUGUGAAAUGACAUGGACUUGCAUGUAAGUUUGCAUAUGCUAAUCUAAAGAGCUAGAAAGACAACAGGCUAACACAGUCAGACCGAUAGGAGAGACAGUCCCAAGUAGUAGAGUGGAUGACAUUUCAGUUCUUCUGCUUCUAUCAUCAUUAUUGUGGCCUUAAUAUUUUAGUAAAAAAAUGAAAGAACUCAUUCAAACUCACAUUAUGUGUAGUAGCACAGUCUCCCCCGGUCUCUUCUUUCAGUGGUGCAGGGGUGCAGGACAGCAGAGUAAAGUUGUAAAAAUAAAACAGAUCCUUAAUACAUUGUAUAUAUUUUGUGACAAGCAGUGCAAAAAUGUGUUAUUUAUAUGUAUUUUUAUAUGUGAAGCAUAUAUCUUCAUGACAUGUCUGAUAUUGCAUGUACUGUAUAUUUUGAUGUAUUCCAGAGCUUGAGUUGUGAAUUUUUAUGUAUUCUUUAAUGGUGACAAGUAAUGUUAAUGAUAACAUUAGAAUUACACAUCAAAAUUACUUCAACAAAAACAUGAGUUUUGCGUAUAAAGUUUUAAAUUAAAGCCUUAAACUCUU